GACGUCUCUGGGCAGGGUCAGCGGGCCACCGGCGAGGGCGAAGGCGGGAGGAGCGGGGACUGGGGCCACGGCGAAGGUGGGGGCGGGCCAGAGGACUGAGGCCCGGUCCCUGCAGCGGAGGUGGGCGCGUCGCCGGCCCCUCCCGGUGCGGACUCGGGUUGCUCGCCGACGAGCGGCGGAACCACUGGUGUCGCCCCGGGAGACUCGUCCUGGUGGCGUGUAGUCAAAGGAUUGCUUGUAAGUCUGCUUCAGCAAACCUUUUGAUGCCUGACCUUCCGGUACGGAUUAUAGUCAAAAUUCCUGUUUAGAAAAUGGGUUCUACAAGACGCCUUGUUACCAUUAAAAGGAGCGGGGUCGACGGCCCCCACUUUCCACUGAGCCUUCAUACCUGCUUGUUUGGAAGGAGUAUCGAGUGUGACAUUCGUAUACAGCUUCCCGUAGUGUCCAAACAACACUGCAAAAUUGAAAUCAAUGGACAGGAGGCAAUAUUGUUUAAUUUCAGUUCCACAAAUCCAACACGAGUAAAUGGAUCUACUUUUGAUAAACCUGUACAGCUAAAACAUGGAGACGUGAUAACUGUUGUUGAUCGGUCUUUCAGGUAUGAAAAUGAAAGUCAUCAGAAUGGAAGCAAGUCACCUGCAUUUCCAGGACAAAGAUGGGAACAGGAGCCUUCGCGUCGGGUCUCAAGAUCUAGCUUCCCUUCCAACCUUGAUGGAAAAGUUCAAGAUUCCAGUGCCCGUUCAAAAUUCACGGAAGACGCUGCUUCCGGAAGGCCUGUGGUGCAUGGGAAGAAUGUCACAGGGGCUGGUAUUGUCUCAGGUGGCUCAGAAGAUCCUGUUGCUGGGAAGACACCUAACAGCGUUCAUUCCUCAGAACGUCCUGGAGAUAACGGCAGAAAUGCAACAGCUCCCACUGCUGGGGAUUCUCAAGAAGGUUCCGGUGUAAGAUUCGGGAUCAGUAAUGGAGAACUGAAGGCUUUUUCCUCUAGAAAGUGUCUUAAGGAGAGUGACCAAAAUGAGUCUCCCUUUAGGAAGCUUUAUGAGUCAAUGAAGGUGGAGUUAGAUGUGAAAUCAGGAAAAGUCAAUGCUCUUCAGAAUCGCAGAAAAUCAGGAUCACAGAGUCAUUGCACACCAGAAAAAGAAAGCACUGGUGGUUUACAGAGCGAGACUCUGGUCUCACUUAAAUCCAGACCCAAAUCGGGCCAAAGCCCCCAAAUUAAGGCAGACCCUGCUUCAGGAGAACAAGGAAGUAGCCAGACUGAGGGGAAGAGGAGUGAUGAGCCAUUUCAGACGCCCAAGGAGACCAGGAGUCCCAGCAGCCUCUGCACAGAGAUAGAGACGCUGCAAACCACGACCCCCGAACCAUAUUCACAACAAAGUCCCUCACGGAGUGGGCGGAGUAAAGACCUGAGUGUUGUCAAUGGUGGUGCGUCCCUGAACCUCGAUCAAAGUGAAGGCUCCAGGGCAGAUAUUAAAACGUUUCCUCCUCGGAAGUUCUUACCUAGUAUUCAAACGCCCGUUAAAGUUGAGAGUUUUGGAAAUACACCAGAAAAAUUUUGCCCCGGAAAGAGGAAGAGGAAUCCUACAAAUGUUGACGAUCUGACAACAGAAACAGAGAUUCUGCAUCAGACAAUUUCAGCUCCAUUGGUCCCUCAAGUUGAAAGGAAGAUUCAAAGCGAUUUUCUCAACAAGCCUGAGACGCUGGGCACGGCAGCGGAUCCGGUGAGCCCUGGGUUACCCGGUCUUAGCUCGGCUGAUGGCAGCAGCUUCGGCGAUUCCACGAAUAAGAUGGAUGGGGUGUCCCUGAAGAGGAGGCGGGUCUCCUUUGGUGGUCGCCUGAGACCUGAAUUAUUCGAUGAAAACUUACCUCCCAACACACCUCUCAAAAGAGGAGAGACACCAAAGCAAAGAAGGUCUCUGGUCACCCACACGCCAACCGUCCUGAAGAAAAUCAUCAAGGAGCAGCCUCAGCCGUCAGGGAAAGAAGAUUCUUCAGAAGUCUGUCUGGAGGCGACUGCACAGGAUGCGUUUGUGAGGCCUCCAGCUCCUAACGCUGCUCCCGCUUCUCCAGAUGCGCCCGGCCGAUGCCGUAGCUUAUCCAAGGCGUCUUCCAUCUCCAGCGACAGCAAAUCUCCACAUCAGACAGAUAUUCCCAAGAGAGGACGGAGAAAAAGUAGCAACCUGCCCUCCAAGAGAGCUUCCGUGGAUCGAAACCAGCAUGGCAUCUUACAGAUGAUUUAUUCCAAGAGAAGGAGUGGCGCUUCUGAGGCCAAUUUAGUUGUGGCAAAAUCGUGGGCAGACGUGGUAAAACUGGGCACCAAGCAGACCCAGACCAGAGCUGUUCAACGUGGACCUCCACGACCCCUGAGCAAGAGGCAAAGAAGAACCAAUAAUACCCCAAAGAAGCUGACUGGCAUCGUUCACAAUCAAUUUAGCACAGGCCACGCAAACUCCCCCUGUACCAUAAUAAUAGGGAAAGCUCACAUCGAGAAAGGGAACGGGCCAGCUCGGCCCUACAGGAUGCUGAACAACUUCGUGGUCAACAAACCAAUGGACUUUAGUGAAGAUCUUUCAGGGCUGCCUGAAAUGUUCAAGACUCCAGUGAAAGAGAAACCACAAAGGAUGAGCCUGUGUCCCUCCACUUUUUCAAAUUCAGAGGAUUUGCUUGGAGAAGAGCUUCCAGUACCUCAUUCAGGAGGAAAACCUCUGCUGUGUGCUUCAGAAAAUUCUGGACAGAAUGUGUCCCCCGGGACUCAAGAUGCACCUAAAGAGCUGUCUGAUCAACGUUCUGCAAGCCCUGCCUUAAGACGCCAGAGUAUUAAAAUUAAAAUAGAUGAAAGUAUUACGAAAACUCCCAGGAACGUGUAUAAAACAGCAGGUGCUGAGAUGGAAACUCCAGUGUCUGAGGCAAUGACACCAAAGACAACAUCAAGUGCAAAGAAGUUGAGAAGGUCCAUGGAGCUCAGAAGCUCACAGGCACCAGGUGUAGAGUGUAAAAACGAAGGCCCAAAACCUGACGCUCUUGAGAACGUCUUGGGAAGAUGUCUAAGGAAAGCACCACAGCCAGAGCAGAAGCUGGAGGGAGACGCGAAGGAGAGCGAAGCGCGGACAGAGCACAUGGGGUCAAAAGGGAAUUCCAAACACACGAUAGCUGUGAGGGGACCAAGGAGAGCCUCAGAGCUGAGGUGUGAGCUAGCAGCAGACCUGGCCGCCCUCGAGAGCUUGCAGGAGACACAGCCUGAGGAAGACCAGCUGGACAUCCCAAGUCUCCUACAGACCCCAGCUCAUGCCAAGGAAGCAGUGGAUGCAGAGAACAGAGCCACAAAAAUGCUCUAUAAAUCUCCCAGAUCAGGAACAGUCGGCACACCCACCAGGACAAACACACAGCUCAAGACACCUUCCUGGAAUGCGGAUGUAGAAGAUGCCUCGGCCCUCGGAAAACUCACACAGACACCCGGGAAGACUAUGCCCAUGCACAGAGAACCAGGUGAUGAUAAAAGCAUCAAAUUGUUUCAGGAAACUCCAAAGCAGAAACCAGACCCUGCAGAAAAUGUAGCUGGAAGUAAGAGGCGGCCAAGGACACCCAAGGGAAAGGCCCCACCCCUGGAAGACCUGGCUGGCUUCAAAGAGCUCUUCCAAAAGCCAGGUCAGGCCAAGGAACCAGUGAGCGAUGGUAAAAUCGCUCCAGUGCCCUGCCAAUCUCCACCAGCCGGACCAGUCACCAGGCCAGCAAGUAGAAAGAGGCGGCUCAAGUCACCGCCAGAGAAAGUGGGUGUAGAAGAGCCCUCAGCUCCCAGGAAGCCCACACAGACACCAGGGGAUAUGCAGAGAGAGCCUGUAUGUGAUGAAAAAGACAGCAAAGUGAUUAAGGAAACUUCAAGGCAGAGACUCAACCCUGCAGAAAAUGUAAUUGGCAUCAAGCGUCGGCUAAGAACAUUUAAGGAAAAGACCCAACCCGUGGAAGACUCGUGCAGUUUCAACGAGCCCUUCCAAAAGCCAGGUCAGGCCAAAGAACCGGUGAGUGACGUUAAAAUCACUGCAGUGCCCUGCCAAUCUCCGCCAGCCGGACCAGUCACCAGGCCAGCAAGUAGAAGGAGGCGGCUCCAGUCACCACUGGGAAAAGUAGACCUAGAAGAGCUCUCAGUACUCGGAGAGCCCAUCCAAACAGCAGGGGAAACCAUGCACGGAGAACCAGUAGGUGAUGAGAACAAUACCAAAGUGUUUAAGGAAACUUCAAGGCAGAACCCGGACUCAGCAGGAAAUGUAAUUUGUGUCAAGAGUCGGCGAAGAACAUUUAAGGAAAAAUCCCAACCCCUGGAAGAUCUGGCCAGUUUCAAAGAGCUCUUCCAAAAGCCAGAUCAGGCCAGUGAACUGGGAAACGAUGCUUCUGCAGUUAAGAGAGCCCCAAAGCAAACAGCGGACAGAAGAAGACCUGUAGAAAUAUCCCGAAGAGUCCUCAGGGCCCCUAAAGUAAGGUUCAUGGGAGACCUUGUGGGCAGCAGAGACCCUGUACAAUCACCAGGUGAGAGCUGCAGCUCCCCAUCCCCCAAGAGGAAACUGGGAGAAGAUGCAAGGGUUGUGGGCAGGAAGAGGCUAUGCCCCACGAUGGCUGCACAGGACGCUGAGGAAGAGAAGCCCCUCCAGAAGAAGCAGAGGACAGCCCCCAGGGAGAGACGGGAGCCCCCCAGACCCUCGGGAGUGAAGAAGAGAAGUCUGAGGAUUUUGGCACAAAGGACUAAACCUGUGGGAAACCUGCCCAACAAUGACAUGAAAACUAAAGCUACGGAUCCACAAGGAGAAGACACUCCAAAUGAGGGAAUGUCCCUGCGUACCAGGCGCCCCACUAAAACGAAUAUAGAGGAGCAAAGACCUGGGUCUCUUAUAUCAGCAGGAAAGGUGAAAAUAAAGAGAAGUGAAAAGAAGUCCAUGGAGACCUCCCAAGAGAUGAAGCUGCAAAGCCCAGAAGAUGCAGCGGAGAAUCCUACCUCUGGGGGCAAAGUUCAAGACAGAAGGAGGCCCUUGAGAUCUGGGAAGCAGAAUCAGAAGGCUCUGCCUGACGCAAUAGAGGAGACAGCAAGGCAGGAAAGGGUGGAAAUCCCCGUGAAGAAGCAGGAAGAGAAAGAAGUAACGGAAUAUUCAGACUUCAAGGGUUUGAGAUCCAGGAAGAUUACUCUCCGCCCUCAAGGAAACACUUCGGAGAGUGGAUCCGAGCAGAGAGUAACCCGGGGUGCCAGGAGAUGUGCCAACAGCCUCCAAAAGGAAAAUGACAAUGUGGGUGUCAAGAAAAUAAGAACCAGAAGUCAUCGCGACAGUGAAGAUACAUAGCCAAGAAGCUUAAAAGGGAAAAACACGUAAUGAAUUUAGUUUAGCGAUAAGUUGUAGUACAAUAUUUGCCGUACAUUUUAUAGUGAAUUCUGUAAAUAAUGCUAUCUGGAGGGGAGGGCAGGUUUAAGGGAAGAAAGCUUGGAAUUUUCUGACUCUGAAUAGUUUAUUCAAAACCUCCAUGUGGAGGUUAUGAAGGAGACUGCUGGGUCUCCUAAACUGAAAAAAAUUUAAAGCUUGGGUGGGUGGGGGGCAGGGGCGGGGGGGGGUUUGCCAAGGUGUGGCCUUCAACUUGGCGAGAUGAAGCCCUGGAGUUUGUGACUUCCACGGUCAGCCCCCAUUGGCCGUGGGCUCAGGCACUUGCCAUGCUGUGUUGUAAAUGUUUCCGUGUGUGUCUGUGUCCUUCAUGUACAUACCUCCUCCAUCCAAAUGUGAAAGGCGGGGCUUCUGUCCUGCACCCCCAACACCAGGCAGGCAUUCUGGAAAUAUGAAUGAGUGGGUAUAGGAAGAGAAAAAUGAAAGUUACAAGGUGUACCUUUACACUGGGGAGACCUCGGGUCCAGGCACGAGGGCUGUGGGUCAUCUGCACAGGACUGUCCUCUCCUUGGUGUCCUGACCACUUAAGGGAAUAAAUGUGUGAUGUGGAGGACAGUUUGCGAUGCCAUUUUCAGGGUAACGAGACUUUGAGGAAUGACGGGUAGCUUGCCUUUUCCACGUUGAGCAUCUUUGUCUAAACUAGGACUGCUUUCAUCUGAGAAGUCAUCGCCCCACUCAAUCUUAGGGCCAUCGGCCAGGGUGCCCCUCAAUUCCAAACUGUAGCACCCCUCUGAGCUUUCAUGUCAUCUGCAUAUUCUGAGCUUUCUGCAAAUCUGCUCUCACCUGUUUUCUCUGACCACACCUGUUGGCCUGUCUUAGUCCCCAGCAGGUCACCUUGGACGGAGCAACACAAACCCAAACGUUUCCCCCAAGAGAGCGGCCAUCUGACAGCCACAGAGCAUGAGGCUCUUCCCCCACCAUUUCUGAGUCACUUAACACGGGAGCCCAUGGCUCCUACAUCUCGUUUCAAGCCUGGACUUCCGUCUUUCUUCAGUUUCAGAGCCUCCGUCACACUGCUGUUCUGCUUUGUCCUCCUGUCCCUUUGUGUUCCCUAAAUCAGAAAUGAGCACACCUUCCCUCCAGUCACCUGUCCUCCCCAUUCACCUACCUUGCCAGGUGGAGGUAAGGAUGGAAGAUAAGAAAAGGUCGCUGUCCCCUAGAGUGUGACCUGUAACACUGGUGCCCCUGUCUGUCUACUCUUGUAACCCCCGUGUCUGGCAUGGAUCCAGGUCCAGAUAACAAUAAAUGUUUGCUGAACGAAUGCAUGAA
Messenger RNA from Aethalodelphis obliquidens (Pacific white-sided dolphin), 6686 nucleotides. RefSeq names its product marker of proliferation Ki-67 (gene MKI67). The coding region runs from base 312 to 5324 and encodes 1670 amino acids. NCBI's taxonomy places the organism in Eukaryota, Metazoa, Chordata, Mammalia, Artiodactyla, Delphinidae. The transcript is spliced from 16 exons. Gene Ontology annotation, biological process: regulation of chromosome segregation; regulation of mitotic nuclear division. Gene Ontology annotation, molecular function: protein binding. Gene Ontology annotation, cellular component: nucleus; chromosome. The record is from RefSeq and is a predicted model, not a curated record.